Lymnaea stagnalis (great pond snail) is the source of this 12142-nucleotide messenger RNA. Lineage: Eukaryota; Metazoa; Mollusca; Gastropoda; Lymnaeidae. The record is from the annotation of a GenBank genome assembly.
CUCUCCACCCGGAAGUACAAUGGGGCAGAUAUAUAGUCAGAUGGAAAGAGAGAUCAGCUUCCUGAAUCUAGUUUUCCCCAGAGCAGAUCUAACGUUUUAAUUCGGACAUUACGGUAAUUGUGGAUAUUUUACAGCAUGACUUUUACCAGGCCUAAAAAGAUUUUUUUUUUAAUUUUAUUUAUUGAAUUGUCUCCAGAUUUUUUUUUUUUUUUUUUUGCAGUGGUGGCAUUCAAAUAAAAAAAAUUUUAAGUGCUAACGUUUAUGUUAAAAUUAACAAAAUAAUUUUUUUUUUAUUUUUUUUAUUUAAUUUUCACAAAAUUUUUUUUUUUUUUUUUUUUUUUGCAGUGGUGGCAUUCAAAUAAAAAUAAUUUUAAGUGCUAACGUUUAUGUUAAAAUUAUCAAAAUAGAUAAUUCUCUUCGUAACAAUGUGACUAACGCUACCAGAUGGCGCUGAUUUCACUAAAUAAAAUUCCCCAUAACUGCGCUAAAUGGUAGGCCUAUUCCUAAAAAUACCGCGAGUGCGUUUGGUACGUAAUACUUUCUUUUGUUUUUACCAAAAAUAGUAUCACAUUAAUUUAUUGUUUUUAAUCUUCGGUAUAAAAGGGGCUGGCACAUUAGAAUACCAAUAUAGUUCAGGGGCUUGGAAAAAAAAAAGUGCGUUUGCGAAACUGGGGGGCAGGGCUGGCGGCACUAAUUGGGACUCUUAUAAAAUGCGUUACAUGAGUGUAUGUUGUUGUUUUUUGUGUUUUUUUUAAAUAGUGGAUGGGAAGCUCACGCGAUGUGGCCACCAUUGUUUUGCGGGUAAUCAGAGGCGUAGAGUGGUGGGGGCAGGGGGGACAGAUGUCCCCGGGCGCCAGCUAGUUAGGGGCGCCAAAAUGUGCUUUGAUAUUAUUUUAUUGAUGAAAAUAAUGGGUUUGAGAGUUGAAAAAAAAGAAAAAGGGGCGCUAAAAAUGAAUCUUGUCCCCGGGCGCGAAUCUUGUCCCCGGGCGCCAAACACCCUCGCUACGCCACUGCGGGUAAUAGCGAGAGUAAAUGCUACAUUCUCUUGUGGGGGCCGAGCUUACGCUCUUAAGGCCCUGGCCAGUUUGACAACGUCUUGCCUCAUUUGGCGGGCAUCGCCGUAAAAAAAAUAAAAAAUAAUAAUAAUCAUUAACACAAGCGUCCGUGCUCAGACCUCAGACCCAUCCGUCUCCGUUCUCGGUGCAGCCAAGCAACAGGUGCUCCGCCGUUUCAGUAGCCAGGCCAUAUGAUCGGCAGGAUAGGAUCCUCUGCGUGAGUUUAGUCGAUUGAGCUAACUGCCUGUCGCGCAGUGGUCCGCCCUCGUUUGCGCUACCACUGGGCUCUGUUCACGUCUUUUAGAAAAUGUCUAUUUCAUGAUUACGUUAAUGCUUAUAUAUCUUAUAAAUUUUUUUUAUAGCAGACACUUCAGCAUUAUUUACAGGGCAAUCGAUUACAAGUAGUGUACAUGGGAACAAAUAGAGCAUCUGGCGUACUUACUGAAUUAUAAUAAUAUACUAUGGCAUAAGUUAAGUUUUUUUUUUUAAAGCCAUAGUUAACGUGCUUAUCAUAUCAUCAGUAUCACACUCAUUUCAGUUACAAGCGUAUGUAAUUUCUGCUAUUCCAUUCAAAAGACAGGUUGAAGUGGUUGCACCCAGUUUGGAAAAAGGGGGUGGGGGGAGGGCAGUAUCAGUUCUCGAGGCCCUUGCUUCUUGAAGGCCCAGGUCCGGAUACUUUUAAAAUGUGACCAUUUUAAUUGACUCUUUCACUCUCAUCUUAGCGGGGGCAGCCAUUCCCCUCCUCCACCACCCCCGUUUUCAACUUGUUAAAUGUUUUCAUAAUAGGUAUUUGGUCCUUGUUGAUGCACUCUUUACUUACUUAUGCCUUUUACCCCGCCUGUGGUCACGAAGACGUCCGCAAGAGCACUGCAUUCAUCUCGGUGCUGUGCUUUCUUCCAGUUGCAUCCCAAACUUUUUGCGUGUCUGCCUCUUGCUAGCUUCUUCGUGUAAACACUAUACUUCGUAUGUCUGCCUCUAUAGCUAGCGUCCUCGUGUAAAUACAUACUUUGUAUGUCUGCCUCUCGCUAACGUCUUCGUGUAUUCUUUGGCCUUCUCCAUUUCCCCCCCCCCUUUGUGGUUUAAUGCUAUUAAUAGGAGAUUGGUGGGUUUUUUCUGUGGGGUUUACGCAGUGUGUGCCUUGUCCAGCUCCGUUAUUUCAUUGUGAUGCCUUUAGCAAUAGACUGUAGGUAUAUCCAGUGGCGUAGCUAGGGAUUGGGGGGGGGAUUUGGAGGCCCGGGGGGCUUGGCCUCUUUAGGGGCCCCUGCAUUUUGACAUUCGACAUUAAUUAAUGUAAAAAAAAAAUUUCGGACACGCCUUUGGGCCCCCCCCCUCAAGUAGGGACAUGGGGAGACUUUCGAAUUUUGACCCUCCUCCCCCCUCCCCUAGCUACGCCACUGGGUAUAUCUCUGCAGUAAGUCUUUGCUAGUGAUGUAUUUGCCCAUUUCACAUUCACGAUCUUUGUAAGGCAAGUGUUUGUGAAGCACUGUCCUUUCUGCUCGAUGUUCGCUUUUGCUCUCUCCAAGUUUCGACAAUGUUAGAAGUAAAAUCGUAGCUAUUUCCAGACAUUUCAAGCUAAUUAAAACAAGUAGCAUCACUAGGACGUGUUUUGUAUACAUUUAAAAGCCGCGCUCGCGGCACAUGUAAACUUUUAUUUUUAAUUAGCCAUAAAAUAUUUCCAAACAUAUUGACAUUGACUUUGGUUAAAAAAAAAAAGAAAAGAGAUAUUUUUUAGUGCAUGUCAAUUAUUUAUGUGUGCGUGUGUGUGUGUGGGUAGUCUUUUCUAUAUUCAUGGAAAGAGACCACGUUGCCAGUUGAAUCGCUGGUGUUGGAAGGAAUGGUCGAGGCGGAAGAGGUGGUCCACCCAGGGCGGAACUUUUUUCUUUUUACUGAGGGGCAGAAAUUUCCUGCGGCUUCAAAUAUCUUAAUUUCCAUGAUGGAAAAAAAAAGUGUGGCCGGUGGGGGGGGGGUAAAAACAAAAAAAAAAAAAAAAAAAAAAAAAAAUCCUAGCUCAAGCUCCAUUUCCAGCUCCGCCAACGAUUUGUUUAUAGGUAGCAUAUCAUUUAAAGUUGUAAAAUGUAACUUCAUGUAACAAUAUUGUAAUGCCAUUUAAUAAAGAAGAUAUAUAUUUAUUAUAAAACUUUAAACAUUCGAAAAUUGAUACCCGAGAUGUUUUAGGAAAUUGCUCAUUGUGAAGGGUAUGGGCAAUUUGCAUUAAUUCAUGUAUUUAUAAGCCGAAUAUGAAUAAGAAAUACACUCUGGGUCAUGUGACUAAUAAAAAUGUUAUUUUUAGCGUCCAGUAAGAAAGUGUUUUGAAAUCAUGUGUUCUUUUUUCGCAUGUUCAAGAUGGUGGAUAUGUGAUCCAAAAUAUAUAAUUUAAAAUUGUUUGAAUGUCUUUGACAAGGUUAGGGAAUGUUAAAAACAUCUAAACCCAUCGCUUAAAAUGGAGAAAAAUCGGCCAGGAAUUAAUUUAGGAUAUUAAUUUAUUAAUUAUUUAAAUUAUUACGUAAAAUGUGGCAUAUAUUUAAAAUUCGCACGUCCAUAUUUGCGUCAUUAAAUUCAAAUUAUUAUCUUUUCUAAAUUUUUACUUUGACCACAAAGUCACAAUUACAAUCAAAUGCAUAAUUUAUUCCUGCCAAAGAGUCAAUUUAAAAAAAUCAAAAUAUUUAAGAACUAAUUGCAAUUUAAUUAUUCUUUUUGGCCUUAAACUUAAAGUAAGCAAAAGCAUUUUAAAGAGUUAUCAUAAAUAACUGAUAAUGAUAAAGAGAUUAUUAUUGUAAAUUGUUGUGUAAAUUGUGUAAAUACUAAAUAUACAUGUAUAUUAGUCUUAGGAGUCUAAGUAGUGUAGCCGUAGCACAAACACUUAGAAUCUACUCUACAGUUCAGUGAAUGACAGUUUUACAUAUUUAUUUUUUAUAAACUCAAGAAAUUCAGGUCCUGAUACUGAUAACUCUAACCUGAACCUUUUAUUUGUUCUUAACGUGUUGUAUAAAAAGAAGUGGUACAGGAAAAAUUGUAAGAAAAAGGAUCCAGAGAAAAACUGCAAAGAAAAAUGAUACGGAGAAAAAGGAUUUUAAGAAAAAUCCAAAUAAAAAAGGACAAUAUAAAGUGUCUGAAUAGUUCCAAUCAAACGUGGCACAAUUACAAAUAUGAUUCAAACUUUAAAUGCAAAACCCAUUUGCUUGAUCCUGAGCAAUAGAGUCGCUCAAACACAUGAAUAAGCAACUACAUCAGGUCACACCCGGACCAAGCCUAUCUAGAAACUGACUUUCGGUAGAGUCACUCACUUGCGGGAAGUUGGCAAUCCUUGUAGACUCAAACUUGAUUAAAAGUCAAAAUCGGAGACCAAAACCCUGAAGACCAUAUGCUUAUACCACAUUCACAUAUGCUUAUAAUAAAUAAAGUACUUAAGAUGUAUUAGGCAAACUAUGUAUCAAGUCUAGAUCUUAAGUCCUGCUUUUUAGAAAUAGUUCUUGAUUGUUAGACAAAUUUUUGUUUAAAUCUAUGACCAUGGUAGGCCAAUUUCCUAUUCACAUUAUUCCAUUCUUUUGAAAAUUGAAAUAAUAAUGAAAAUAAAAAACAUUUUUAUGUAGCCAUUUAUGAAAUGUAAAAACAUUUAAAUUUCAUAUAAUUGUAGAAUUUUAGAAAAAAUAAUAUAAUCUUAAAACUAAACUUAUUUCUUGAACUUUUCUUCCCCAGAAAUAAUAAGAGUGACCAUAACAUCCAUAAUGUCUGCUGCCUACUCAGCUCUUCUCCUGUUUGCAUUGAGUGGUAUUGUAACAGAUGGAUAUAAACAUGUUAUUUUUAUGCAUGGCAUUUUGGCUGGCCCAUCAGAAUUUGAUUAUUUUAACCAACUUGUGCAGCAAGUAACUAUGCUCUUAGCUUAGGAAUUUUUUUAUAUGAGGAAACCAUUUUAAACCGUAUUUCUUAAAAUGUUUGAACCUCAUUGUAGUGGUAUUUUUAACAAAUUAUUAUUUUAAGAACCAUAUAUUAGCAAGAUAGCAUUUAACAAGUUAAACUUAUAAUUAUUUAAUAUUUUAUGUUUUGAAAGCAAAGUAUGUUUUUUGAUUAAAUUUUAAUAAUAAACUUACUCAAACUUAAAUUUCAGGACAAAUAAAAUAUUUUUAAAAACAUAAUAUAGUACAAGGAUUAAUUAGCAUUGAUGUUAAAAAAUCUUUGGAAAUAUCCUUAAAACACAAAUAUCAGGGGUAUUUUUUAUAAUAACUAAAAAAAACUUAAUUAGGCCUACUUAUAAAUACAUUUAGAAAUAGCAAAAUUAAGUUCAACUAUGUGUAUUCCUUUUCAGUAUCGCCCUGGCACACCCACCACUCAAGUCAACUUGUACAACAAACUAGACAGUUUGGUUAACAUGUGGACCCAAGUUGAAAAAAUCAAUGGGACAAUUCAUUCUAUUUUAACAAACACAUCAUCUGAAGGGACUGUUUUAGUCUGUUUUUCUCAAGGUUUGAAUUUCAUUCAUAUUUUCUUUAUUAGUUCUGUCAUAUAACUUUCUAAUUAUUAUUGGUUAUCUAUUCGAUUUUAAAAAUAAAACAAAAUGUUUAUUUUGCAUCUUUAUCUUACUUUACUUAGCCAUACAUGUUCAAUGAACAGGUUUUUAAAUUUAAGAAAAAAAAAUGGUUUAUUUGGAGAAUAACAAUGAGAAUAAAGACUAUUUUUUAUAUAAAUUUACACAAAAAGAGUUGUCAUUAUUUUUUAUUAACAACUAAGAGGUUAUUAUGGCUCUACUCCAUUGCUCACACUAAGUUUAUCCAUGCAUGAUUCCCAAACUGUAGCAACCACUAGUUGUCUGUGGUGAUGAACCACAGCCCACUUCAUAUUUUUAGACCAUGAAUUAAUCUUGUAACACUCCUGCACUCUUGUUACCAAAGGUCACUUUGAACAGAUUUUAACAUUCAUUUUGAACAACACUGAACUGCUAGUAAGAUGUAAAAACAAAACUUCAAAUUACUGAUGCUAUAUUGAACAUGUGUUGUUUUCAAUAAACAUUCAAAUGGGACAAAUAACUAACAAAAUGGAAUAACUAUGUAAAAAGUACAGAAAAAUUAUAUAAUUUGUUAUACAUGCUUAAUUUAACCCUGAUAUUUAUUACUUAUAUUAAUUUCUUUCAUUGAACAGGUGGUCUUAUAUGUCGAGCUCUGUUAGCAACUGUUCAGCACAAUGUCCAGACAUUUGUAAGCCUUAGUGCACCGUUAGCUGGUCAGUUUGGAGGUUUGUUGAACGUACCUUAACGUUAAAUAUCUUCUUUUUGUAAAUGUGUGAAAAAUUUAAAAAAUUAAGCAGCAUGAAAAUAUGCAAGGACAUCCAGAGAAUGGUAACUUUAGGAAUCGUGAGUCAUUCUCCUUCUCAAUCUGUGAUAUUAUGUUAUUUCCCUAUAAUGAUAUAUAAACUAAAUAUGAUAAAAUCAUUUUUAGUAAAGAAGUUAACUUUUAAUGAUUUGUUAAAAAAAAGCAUUAAAAAAAUUCAAAGUAAGUGAUCACUUAGCAUUUAUUAAAAUACAAUUUUGAUACAACAUUGCAUGUAGGCCUAUUUUUUUUCUUCCUUAAAUUUCUUUCAUGCUUUCCUCUCAUCAACAGAUUCAAUUUAUCUAAGGCUCCUGUUUCCAAAUUAUCUUAAAGACAAUAUCUACAAGUAAGAUUGGCAUGCAGUUCAUUGCAUGAAGAUACAUUUCUUUGAUGGGAUGAUACAGUAGAUCAUAGGCUGUAAUUGCUUAGACACAUUUAAACAAUUCUAUUUUCAACAAAGGAAACUCAUAAUUACCGGUACCUUAAUUUAAGAGAGAGACCAAUUCUUUUUGUGCCAUUUUAAAAUAUUUUGUUAAAUUGUCUGACUAACAUUCCAUCACUGCCCAUCUUUGGGUUGGAUAGUCAAUAAAAAUCUGUGGUCUAGAUCGGGUCUUCUAGAUCUUUGCUUCAACUCGUUCACUGACCCUCACUUUCCUGUCUAUCUCUCUGAACUGUUGCUUCCUUACAUCCCCACAAGACAACUACGUUCUUCCAUUGACAGUAGAACCCUCUCAAUCCCAAGAACUAAAACUAAGACCAUCGGUGAACGCUCCUUCUGCUUCCAUGGGCCCACGUUCUGGAACCAGCUCCCCUUCCAUAUAAGUCAUAGUGAAACCUCGUCCAUUUUCAAAAAGUCCCUUAAAACUCAUCUGUUUAGGUCCGCCUAUGACCUGUGAUGCACCCUCCUUGCCCUACCUAAUUUUCUGUUUCGGUUUAAUCCUGAAGUGUCAAUUCUAUAGAAUAGUAGUUACUAUCCUAGUGUCUCAUUUGUAUUUACUUAGUUUACAUGUUUUAAUAAUUGUAAAGCGCUUAGAGCUUUAUGAUAAGCGCUAUAUAAAAAUGCCUAAAUAAAUAAAUAAAUAAAUAUGUGGUUUAGUUCAGUCUGUAAACCCUAAUGUUUACUGAGACUAUUUUCUAGUUUGCUAAAAAAAAAUUAUUAAAUUUUUAUAUCCUACCAUAGAUUUUAAUAUAACGCUAGAUACUAACAUAUUGAACAUUUUAAUACAAUAAAAAGUUAUCGUGUUUCAUACUGGUACAUAGACUUCAAAAGUUGGUUAUAUUUUUUUAUAUGUGGUAUAAAAAUAAGGAGUAAUUUCAUUCAAACAGUUUUAUAACUGGACUUAUUCAAAACAACUGCUACUUCCAGGUUGUUUUACACAAAUUCUGGCCAGGAUAUCUCCAUAGGAAAUUACUGGAAUGGUGAGUGUUGAAGGUUUGGGAGCAGUAUUUUGCUUAUUAGCAGGAAAGGUAUUUCUAGACGACAAGACAUAAAUAUGUUGCAAGUUAAAGAGAGAUUACUUUGUUAGCUGUAGGCCUAGUAGCAGUUUAAAAACAACAUAUUCUCUAACAUGAAACAAGAAACCAAUAUGAUGUGUAUUCAUUCAGUUGAUCCCAGUGCAAUGAAAUAUUGUAGAUAAUUGUAAUUUUACUGAAUUAUAUUGGUGCACCUAAACAUAUGUUUAAAAAAAAAAAAGAACUGUGCAAGUACUUUCUUGUGUAUUGUUCCUGAAACAAUCAUAAAUAGCUGGCAUUAUUUUUAAAAAAAACAACAUAUUUGUGAUUUUAAAAAACAACAAAUGUUCACCUUUCAGACCCAAAGCAAGGGGAGCUGUUCAAAAAUUUCUCCACUUUUCUUGCUGUACUGAACAACCAGUCCAGUGUUGUUAAUCCAAAAAGUCAUGGUUGUAACUUAUUAAUUUAAUUUUCUUUACAAUUCAAAGUAUUUAACAAGCAAGAUUUAUGAUUACAUUCCAUUUGACUUUAAAGGGGGACCGGUAGUCAACUUUACAUAAAAAUCAUGUUUUUUUUUUUUUGUUUUUUUUUUUUUCAUUUUUCCAAAAAGUGUAUUUUUGGUUACAAUAACCUCUUAUAAACACAAUCUUAAACACUUUUUUGAACUGGAAACUAUUUCUAAAAAAACAUUUCUGUACAAAAAAAAAAAAAAAAAAAAAAAAAAAAAGUUUUAAUCCCACUCCUAUUACUUCAAAAAUUUGUUAUAAAAUUGACAAGUUUAGCUAAGAUGAAACAUUUAUGUUAGUUGAUAUAUUAUUUUAUUAUCUUUCUUUACUUUUUUAAAGAAACUCUAAAAUAAUUGUUUCCUGUAUUUUAGAAUUUAGAGACAACUUUCUGCGGCUAAAAAAUUUAGUUUUAGCAGGUGGGCCUGAUGAUGGAGUUAUCACCCCUUGGCAAGCCAGGUACAUUGUGUGCAAUUUUUCUAAGAUUUAGCUAAACAGAUCAAGUAAUAAAUUAUUUGAAUACAAAAAUAUUGUUUUGGAAAAAAAUGUAGGUUAUUUUCCUUUUAAAAAAAAUAUUGAAUAAAUUAUAUAACCAAAAAAUUCUGAAUGUGAAAUUUUAAUAUAAUAGAUAUAUUCAAUUGCAAAUGUAUAACCUACUUGUUCAGAUUUCAGUAUAUUGCUACCGACAAGUCUUGUCAUCUUAAUCACUUAACACAGAAUUAAUACUUAGAUUUUGGGUUGUUACAUAAGAACUUAGAUAUGGGGUUACAUAAUAUGGAUUUUCUUCUCACUUGUCUAUUUUACAUUUUCAGUAUUUUCACUAUAAAUUCAUGUUUAUAACAUUUAAACUGUUUUUUUUUUACUUUGUUUCAGCCAUUUUGGGAUGUACAAUGCUUCUGAGGUUGUCCUACCUAUGGAACAACAAGAGGUAUGUUCUAUCUCUAAGUAGACUGAGCAAGUAAAAAUAAUCAAAAUAUGUACCAGUAACAAUAUGUUGCAAUCUCAGAAUUUAAAAUUUGGUCAACCAAAAAGUUCACCAACUAAUAUCAGAAUAAUUUGUUACUUUUAUCAUAUCUAAUUUGGUAUUCCAAUACAUUUUUAAUAUUAACAGUGGUACUUGAACGAUGCCUUUGGCCUUAAGACCUUGAACUUCCAGGGAGGUAUCCACACCUACACGUUUCCUGGAAUUCAACACAGACACUGGCACGCUGAGCAGAAAGUGUUUGAGACUUGCAUCAAACCAUGGCUGUGAAGCUUAUUCAAGAUGAUGCUAUUUAUGCAUUAGUCAACAGUGGUUUUGGGAAAGCUCCAAAUAAUCAUUGAGUAACAUUAAUGUACCGUAAUUAAAAUAUUGGGCAUAAAUUAUUAUUAAAAAUUGCAGUUAAAUUUUGUAUUUAUGACUCUUCAAAUUGGGUGUUUGUAGUUCAAGUAGGCAGUACUGUCCAGACAUGUUUCCUUUAUGACAUAAAAUUGCUUAUCAGAAAUAUUUUAUCAUUUCCAUCCCAGCUAAUGAGGAAAGUGCCACUACUCUAAUGUACUUACGAAUUCUCAGUGUUCAGAACUUUGUCUUCAGCACAUUUUAACAUAUGAUCAGGCCACAAGUGCAAUGUGCAACAUAAGUUUUAAAUAAGAAGUAUAAUUAAUAAUUAUAAUUUUAAAGGCACGUUUCCUUGAUGGCAACAUAUAUCUACAGAUUACAUUCCAGUAUCACGGCACAAUCAAUGAUAUCUUUAUCAUCCACAGUUUUUACACUAAAUUUUAUUGUAUGUUUGUAAAGCUGUUUCUUUACCCAAACAGUAAAAUCAGUACACUCAGUUCUUUCCUGAUUUACCAGAUUUGCAGAACCAGCGCUUAGCUUUAGUUUAAACAUUUUAUUUUCAUACAAUCUGGCAAUCAUGUUUAUUGUAUUGUAAUUGCAUUUUUUUUUUAAAUUUAUUAAGCCUUGAAUGGCCUCCCUUUACAGGCCAAGAAACAUUGUUCCUUCAAACACGUUUCUGAGAUGUCUUUCAAUCAUUAUAUAGAACAGAAUGAAAUGUUGUGUCUUUAUUAGCUUUUUAUUAAUCACUUUCAUAACAGAUUUUGUCUGCAAUAUAUAUACAUAGCAUCAUAACACACUAAUUAAUUUACAACAAUGCUGUGGAGAAAAAUGAUUUUGUUAAUGUAGAGGGAAGGGGGGUGGGUUAAAAUGCACACAUAAUAAAUGGUGUCUUCUUUGUUUUUCUGAAAAUGUUGUGUUUCAGUUAUAACUUGCAUACCCAUUUUUUUUUCCUAUUGAUAUGCUAAUGCUUUUUUAGGGUCAUGUAAAUGUGAUAAAUAAAACUAUCUGGUAAUUCAGUUUGUAUUAUUUAAAAAAAAGGGAAAAAUUAAGAAAUUUGAUUUUUGUUUAUAAUGAAUAAAAUAUGUAAAUAGACUAACAUGGUAAAAUUCUCAUAAUUACAAUUGAAACGUUAUUAUCAAUUACUUAAGGUUUAUUUUUAAAAAUGACUUUAAAACAUAAAAUGUAUGAUAUUAUAUAUUUUUUUUAUCAAAUGGUUGUCUUAUUAAGAAAUUAUCAUUAACUAAAAAUAUAGAAUAAAAAUUAUGACAUUUUUGCUACCUCUGGCUUGCUUUUUUAAGAUCACUUUUAUGAUCAAAUCUUCAAUUUAUGUCAUUGGCAUUAAUGUGUAUGUUUUAAAAAGUAAAUUUUAUUAAUGUAAUUUGCUUUUUAUUGAUUUAUUAUCGAUAACUUAGUUUUUACGCUUUUACUUUUAUCCAUUUUUGCUCAAUAUUAAUAUGGACAGCAGUUUAAUUUUUGAAAGUAUAUUUCCUUUUCUGUAUCUUUUAUAAUAUGCAGAUAAAUAAGUUUCAUUUUCAUUGUUUAGAUUGAUACAAUUAUUUGUAGACCCAGGUCUGCUCAUCAAUCUAAACAAUGAAAAUCAAAUUUACUUAUCUUCAUAUUAUAAAAGAUAGAGGCCCCCCCCCCUCACCCAAACUAAAACCACGCAACUGGGAAAUGUUCCCAUAUAAUUUAUAUUUUUUUAUUUAUUUUGAAGGGGUGGGGACCUUUUUCUUUUCCCCAUGCCACCUACCUAAAAAUGUUUCACAUACAACCAAGGUGUUGAAUAUACACCAACCUGGAGUAAAACAAUAAUUUUAAUUUAAUGAAGAUCAUGCAGAAUCUUAAGACAUUCUCUUGUAUGAUUAUUGAUGACCGGUUGUGUCAUGUUUUAUAUUAUGAAAACCACGAUCAGGGCUCAUAUCUAAGAGUUUAUUAUUCUGGGUCAGAUCAUAUAACAAAAAAGUACAGCACACCAGUAGUUACACAUUGUAAACAUAUCUGAUGUAAUGUCUGGCAAAGCUGGGUUUUUUUCAAAAUUCAUCAGCUGUUAUUAUUGCUAUUAAAUUUAAAAGGCAUUAUAAUGUGUUCGAUAGUGAUCUCGUGGAAAUCAACAAUGGAACUUACUUGAACACAUAUGUGUAGGCUACUUUGUGCAAAAAUGCUAUUGUUAUCUGUCUGAUUUAUUAUUUUUUUUUUACAAAUUGCAAUAAUCAGAAUUUACUGCACAGUUGUUAUUUUUUUAUAUGCCUAUACAAUAUUGUUUUACUAUGGAGAAAUUUAUUUCAUGAAUGUUAAAAAAAAAGUAAUUAAAAGUAAUAAAAGCUUGCUACUUUUCGUGACCUGAAACUGAAUAUGUUGUCAAUGUAUUGUAAUUUGGAUUAAAAUUGUCUCCUAACUUCACUAUGUCAUCUAAUUUACAAAUCAAUGUCAUUUUUAACCCCCCAAAAAUGUGAUUGCAGGCUAAUUUUCUAUAGAGCUUGUAUUUAAAUUCAUGUAUGAAUAAAAAGCUAUCUA